GACGGAGGGAGUAUAUAGUAAUUGUAUAUGAGAUCCAAGCCUAGUUCAACAACUCGGCCCAUUAUAAAGCUCAUAAUCACUAAUGGGCUUUUCCUUAGUAAAUAAAAGAAAUGGACUGAAACUUUGUUACCCUAAUCAUUUUAUACGUUCUUUCGAGUUUCGACGCUUCUGUUUCACGCAGCCACUCUUUCAUAAGAGUAUAAAUUAAAAAUUAGGAAAUUUACAGAAAAAGAAAAUAAUUAACAACUUUUUGGGGAUUCGGGGAAAAAGGCAGACAUGGCUGCUGAUUUACAGUUGCCACCUGGGUUCCGAUUUCACCCAACCGAUGAAGAACUUCUGAAUCAUUAUUUACGCCGGAAAUGUGCAAACCAGUCGAUUGCUGCCCCAAUUAUUGCUGACAUCGAUCUCUACAAGUACGACCCUUGGGAAUUACCGGGGCUGGCUUUGUACGGUGAAAAGGAAUGGUAUUUCUUCUCUCAUCGGGACCGGAAGUAUCCCAACGGUUCACGGCCGAAUAGGGCCGCCGGAACCGGAUAUUGGAAGGCGACGGGAGCCCAGAAGCCGAUUCCGAAGGGGAACCCUAAUAACCCACUUGGAACUAAAGGGUCGUUGGUUUUCUAUGCCGGGAAACCUCCAAAGGGGGAGAAGACUAAUUGGAUUAUGCAUGAAUACAUUUUGGCCGGCGCCGAUCGUACUGCUCGGAAAAACGAUAAUAAUAAUCUCCGGUUGGAUGAUUGGGUGCUCUGCCGCGUGUACAACAGAAAGGGUAAAAUUGAAAAGCCGCAAGUGCCGAUUGAAGAGGAUGAGAAGCCAUUAAUGGUGGCGCCACCCUUACCGGAGGCGGCGCCGCCGGCUGCGGCGGCUAUUUACGCCGGCGCCGCGGAUUACAUGUGCUUUGACCCGGUUGAUUUGGUGACUAAGCUAUAUACUGGUUCGAGUUGUUCAGAGCAUGUGGUUUCCCCUGAAUUUUCAUCUAAUUGCGAGGUUAAGAGCGAGCCGGAGCUGAGCGAUUGGGAGAAAUUUGCCCUGAAUUUGCCGUUUAAUUCUGAUGACCCGGCGGUUGUGGAUUAAGUUAUAAGCGGAAGAAAUACGGUAUAUAUAUGGUAACAAUCAGAAGAACUCGAUUGGUUUUGGCUUAAGGUCUUUUACAUAUUUUGUUUCUACAUAACCCUUUUUUAAAUAGAACAGAGAAAAUUGGUUGUGUGCUUAAGUACUUCUUAGGUCUACGAUGUUUUGUUUCUACCGAACCAGUAGAGCUAAAUAGCUAAUUUAGGUCACGUAUGAUAUGGCUAAUCCCCAUCAGGGAGAACUAGGAAUAUGGAAAAGAGAAACUCCUCUAGCUUUAGGAGACCUAUGUUCAUUCUGGACUUUUUCAUUAUGUCUAAAAGAAACAAACAAUGUGAUUUGUCUGUGGAACUCAUUAUGUUGCAUUGUCGUGGUUAUUUUAAUACUCUUCCCAUCCUAAAAAAAUU
Oldenlandia corymbosa var. corymbosa is the source of this 1472-nucleotide messenger RNA. NCBI's taxonomy places the organism in Eukaryota, Viridiplantae, Streptophyta, Magnoliopsida, Gentianales, Rubiaceae. The record is from the annotation of a GenBank genome assembly.